AUGGAUCCAGCGAUUGGACGAAGUCUCAAUGAUAAGCUCUACGACAAGAGGAAGAUGGGUGCUCUCGAGUUAGAGAAGCUAAUUCGAGAGCAUCUUACCAAUAAUGACACCGACAAGAUCAAGGAAAUCAUUGACCAGCUAGUCCACGAUUUCGCCUAUGCCAUUCACCAACCACAUGCUAGGAAUGGCGGCUUAAUUGGUCUGGCUGCUGCAUCAAUAGCACUCGGUCCGGAGGUGGCCUAUUACCUCGACUCCAUCAUUCCGCCGGUUCUCGCCUGUUUCGAAGACCAGGAUGCUAGAGUCCGCUACUAUGCUUGCGAAAGUAUGUACAAUAUUGCCAAGGUUGCCAAGGGAGAAGUACUCUUGAACUUCAAUGAGAUAUUCGAUGCCCUAUGCAAGCUUACUGCGGACACGGAACUGUCCGUUAAGAAUGGUGCUGAGCUGUUAGACAGACUUAUCAAGGACAUUGUCGCCGAAUCUGCUUCGACUUACAUCUCCAUCCUUCAUGCCCCUCAGGAUGAAGCUGUCGGAUCGGACGAGGAGGAGAAUGAUUCAGACUCCAUCCUCCCGACUGCUUUUUCACUAAAGAAAUUCAUCCCAUUGCUUCAAGAGAGAAUUCAUGUUAUAAACCCCUUCACCCGCCAGUUUCUCGUUUCUUGGAUCGUUCUUCUUGAUGGGAUCCCGGAUCUUGAGCUCGUCACAUUUCUUCCUGAGUUUCUCGGUGACCUUUUCGGAUAUCUAGCUGACCAUAACGCUGAUGUUCACGACGCCACUGAAGUUUGCCUUGAGGGUUUCUUGCAAGAGAUUCGAAAGAUCGCAUUUGUCAAACGUGGAGUUCAAUCACGCCGAGGAACGAUCUCUAGACCGGUUAAGCCGAAGAGUCCAAGUGUCAGCGAGGGAGCAGUUACUGAUGACACCGACACCAAGAAAGAAGACGAUGAUCCACGUCCUGACGACCAGGAUAGUGGACUCGAUGGUAUGUGGAUGCCCGGCCAGGACAUCCCCGUUGACCACAAGAGGAUCCUGGAAAUCUUGAUGACCUUCAUCGAUCCUUCUUCCCAAGAAGAAGAACUUCAACGUACAGGAUUCCUUUGGGUCGCAAGCUUCCUUGAAAUCUGCCCCGAAGAAGUCGUCCAAUUUAUUCCACGCCUUCUAUCAUACGUCCUUCCGGCCACAUCUAGCAAUUUUGAAUCCGUUAGAGAGGUUGCUCACAAAGUUGAUGGUCUCAUGCUUAACCUCAUUCUCAACUUGUUCGGAGAUUCGAAGCUUUCAGCUAUCACUUCCCACCACCGUCAAUCCCCAAUACCCCCAAAUUCCCACUCUCACCAAGAUCCUCGAUCUUCAACUCCGAUGCUUGCUGAACAAGCAGAUGACGGCGUUGGUGAGGACGCAACCCGCGCUUCUCUCUCCAGUACUACCGGAGAAUUAGAUUAUGGUGCUACUGUUCAUGCUUUGACGAUCCAAUUUCUCAAUGAAAAUGAGGCAACUAGACUAGCUGCUUUGGACUGGCUUAUAAUGUUGCAUAAGAAAGCUGGUGACAAGGUUAUUGCCGUUAAUGAUGGCACUUUCCCAGCCUUGCUUAAGACACUAUCUGACCCGAGCGAACUUGUUGUUACAAAAGACCUUGAACUUCUCUCACAGAUCUCAAGGAACAGUGAUGACGAUGUCUUUGCUUCGUUCAUGAACGACCUGUUGAACUUAUUCAGUACCGAUCGCCGUCUUUUGGAAACCCGUGGUUAUCUCAUCAUCCGUCGCCUUUGUCUCAAUCUCAACCCUGAGCGCAUAUAUCGCACUCUUGCUGAGAUUAUCGAGAAGGAGGAGGAUGUCGAAUUUGCCAGCACUAUGGUACAGCUCCUGAAUAACAAUUUGAUGACAGCCCCUGAGAUUGGCGAGUUAAGGAAGCGAUUGAGGAGUUUGGACACCAAGGAUGGUCAAACCCUCUUUAUUGCCUUGUUCAGAUCGUGGUGCCACAAUGCCGUUGCUGCCUUCUGUCUGUGUCUGCUUGCCCAGGCAUAUGAACAAGCCUCUAACCUCCUCGCAAUUUUCGGAGAGCUAGAGCUUUCUGUCAGCCUUUUGAUUCAGCUCGACAAGUUAGUUCAGCUCCUCGAGUCUCCAGUCUUUACAUAUCUUCGAAUGCAACUUCUAGAGCCCGAGAAAUAUCCAUUCCUCUACAAGUGCCUCUAUGGACUCUUGAUGCUUAUGCCUCAAUCGACCGCUUUCGCUGCCCUCAAGAACCGCCUGAAUAGUGUCAGCGCCAUUGGGUAUUUGCAUCAGUUGACUCCACGAACAGCCCCCACCUCAACCACAUCUUCCUACGAACCACGCAACCGCCUUAAGGCCCGAAGUGAGAACGAAAUCAAGUGGAUAGAACUACUUGAGAAAUUCAAGAAUGUUCAAGAAAAAGCUAGGCGCUACAAUGUCCAGUAUAUCACAAAGGCCCCAACUCUCCCACCACUCACAGAUGUCCCCUCCGCUAAUGGUGUCUCCUCCUCGGGACCCCAUCUCUCUGGUCAUGGAGCCUCGUCAUCUGGACCUCCUAAUCGUAUCCCAACCCCCAGUAGCGUCUCCGGUGCUCCCACUAAUAAGCCAAAGGGAGGGUUGGGGAUUGCCAGGUUGGCUCGUGGGAGAAUCAAGACCGCGAAGUGA
Molecule: messenger RNA, 2646 nt
Organism: Orbilia oligospora ATCC 24927
Lineage: Eukaryota; Fungi; Ascomycota; Orbiliomycetes; Orbiliales; Orbiliaceae
Exons: 9
Coding region: 1-2646 (881 amino acids)
Biological process (GO): phosphatidylinositol biosynthetic process; positive regulation of kinase activity
Cellular component (GO): fungal-type vacuole membrane; PAS complex; endosome membrane
Source: RefSeq, a predicted model, not a curated record